UAAUAACCCCCUAAUCAUAUAGCCCCACUAUCUCAGACUUCCCAUGAACACCCGAACUCCUCAUUAAAAGAAAAGUAAAGAAACCAAAAUAAGAGAGAGAGAAAGCAAAAAUAAAGUAAAGAAACCGAUUCCGCUUCCUUUGCAAUGCUAUUUCAAAGGGGAAGAUAACGUCGCAUCCCACCAACCUCCAUUGCUUCAUCUUAAAGACUCCCGUUAUCCAAUUAUUGACAUCCAUGUCGCACUAGUACUCAAUUACAGUGAUUAAGGCUUAAACAACGCUAGAUAAAUUAGAGAGAGAGGUAAAGAUGGAUUUGAGCUUUAGAAGAGGAGAAGCUAAUAGCAGUGUUGUUGUUGCAGGGUCAGUGUGGGAAACUAGAAUGAAGAAUGAUGGAGUUAAAGGUGGAAUUAAGGUUUUCAAUGGUGUAGAAAACGGCAACAUUACUCAAGAAAAUGGCAAUGCUGGUGGUACUGGUAGUAAAAGAUUGAGCUUGAAGAAAGGCCAAACCGUUGGCGGCGGUGUGGGCAAGAGGAAGACUUGGAAAAAUGAAAGCUUUGAAGGGUUAGAGAAGAACCCAAAUCAGGUUGCCAAAGGCAACAAAACCCAAAAUCAGGUUGCUGAAGGGAGAUCUCUGGAGCAUUGCAAAUACUUGAGCUUGUCUGUUGAUGGGAUUAAUAAGAAAAAUCCUGUUCAGGUCAAGAAAGGAAGAUCUGAAGGGACGAGGGAGCUAAGUAAGUCUGUUGAUGGAAUUGAGAGAAGCCCAAUUCAUAUGAAGAAGCCAAGAUCUGAAGUCCCCAAAAAGUCUGCUGAGCUGAGCAAAGAUGGAAAUGAAGCUGGUGAGAGAAUAGAGGGGAAUUCAGUUCAAUUAAGGAAGGCAGAAUCAGAUCAGUCCGCAAGUAAAGGGAAGAUAAAUGAAGGGAAUGGAAAAGUUUUGGUUUUGGAUGACCAAAAGGGGGGAAAUAAUGUUUCCAUCGAAGAAAAUGAGAAGAAUGGAUCUGAGUCUGAGGAGAAUUGUAAAGAGUUUGGUGUGUGCCAAGAAAAUGUCAUUACAAGCGGUACAAGCAAUGGGGAGUUAGUAGGAUCAUCGUCUCCAGAUGUAUCAGUUGAUGAUGAUGAUGGUGUUGAAGAUGAUGAAGAAUCUUCUGCAGAAGAAGAAGAGGAGGAAAUUGAGGUUGUUGGGAAUGAAAAGAAGAGUUUUGAUGACAUCAAGGAAAUGAAUGUACAAGAGAAGAAGCCUGACAAAGUGGCUGAUGAGGCGAAGAAAUUACCAGAAACAAAACCUGAAAAAGCUGUAAAUGAAGUGAAGAAAAUUAGUCAAUUCCAUAAAAGAACUGCACCAUUUUCUUCAGUAGUGAAUAAACAGUCUACACCAGUUGUAAAACGUGCCACACCACUUUACACAACUCCUACAAAAGUUGCAAAAUCCACUCCUUCCUCAGAUGACUAUCAUUACCAAAGCUUCCCGCAAACUCAGAACAAAUUGCAGAAUCUAGUUGAUUUAGUAAUGUGGAGAGAUGUAUCGAAAUCAACAUUGGUGUUUGGGAUGGGAACAUUUAUCAUUAUCUCCUCUUCUUACACCCAAGACCUCCACAUCAGCUGUAUUUCUGCAAUUUCCUAUAUGUGUCUUGUUUACCUAGCUGUCAUAUUCUUUUACAGAUCAGUAAUCUGCAGGGGAAUUGUGGAUACAGAUGAAUCAAGCUAUGUGGUUGGAGAAGAAGAAGUCUAUGGGGUACUUAAAUUGGUCCUUCCUUACUUGAAUGAGUUCCUAAUAAAGCUGAGAGCACUCUUUUCUGGUGAUCCUGCAACAACCAUGAAGUUGGCAGUGCUUCUGUUUGUUUUGGCCAGGUGUGGCAGCUCUAUAACCAUCUGGAAAAUGACCAAACUGGGUUUUUUUGGCGUUUUCACGGCUCCAAAAGUCUGCUCUUCUUAUUCCCAGCAAUUAACUGCCUACGGGAAAUUUUGGAUUAGAAGGUUUCGAGAUGCGUGGGAGUCGUGCACACACAAGAAAGCCGUGGCGAUGGCCAUCUUCACUCUGGUUUGGAACCUAUGUUCCGUCGUGGCUCGAAUUUGGGCAGCGUUCAUGCUGUUUGUGGCCCUGCGAUAUUAUCAGCAAAAAAUUGUGGCAGAUGAUUGGGUGGAGGAUGAGGAUGGGCCUAGUUGCCAUGGGAACACAAAGACAUGGGCUUGCUCCUUCUAGAAUUGAUGUAGUCAAGGGAGCCUAAGAUUGUUUGUCGGCCCAUACUUACGUAGGUGUCCGUUCUUUUAUUUUUACUUCAUAUUCAAGAUAUCGUUUGUCAGUAGUACAUAUAUUGGGUUGUAGAUAAACAUGUUUGGUUUAUGCGACUUUACUAGCUAACAAGGCCAGCCUGAAAAUAA
Molecule: messenger RNA, 2374 nt
Organism: Hibiscus syriacus
Lineage: Eukaryota; Viridiplantae; Streptophyta; Magnoliopsida; Malvales; Malvaceae
Product: reticulon-like protein B21
Exons: 9
Coding region: 306-2195 (629 amino acids)
Source: RefSeq, a predicted model, not a curated record